UUAAAACUAAAUGGAUUCUAAAACGAAUAUUGCACUAUCUGGUGUAUUUGAAGAUAUCUGGGCUGACGAGCUUCAGAUCUUGGGUGACAGUGAAAGUAUACCCCAAAUUCCUAAAAUUACCAAACAAUUUACCAACACUCUCAAAGACAAUAAAGGGAAAGCUAAUAAAGAGGAUUUAGAACUAAUGGUACACAAUACUCAUCAGUCAGGAUGUGUAUAUGAAAAAGUUCCUUCCAAAACCCACCAUAUUCGUCUCGACUAUAAAAACAAGUGAAGAUCUCUCAAGCCAAGAACACACGAUCAGCCUCAAAAUCCUUUCUUCAAAAAGCACGAAAAUGAAGCUCUUCGGAGAAUCCCUUCCACUGAAAUCCUAAAAUCAAUCCUUAACUAAAUCCCCUAUCCAAACCCUCUAAACAC
Messenger RNA from Moneuplotes crassus, 417 nucleotides. Lineage: Eukaryota; Ciliophora; Spirotrichea; Euplotida; Euplotidae. The record is from the annotation of a GenBank genome assembly.